UUGCUUGCUUGCUUAGGGCAAAGUCCAAAUUAACGCUUUGAGCUGCAUUACCCUUUCUCCCCACGCUAAUAAAAGGCAUCUGUUUGACGCUUUUAUCUGAUGAUUGAUUUGCUAUGGAUUUUCAUUUCUACUACUAGCUUUGAUACGGAUCUGCUGCUCUCAGUUUCACGAGAUCUCCUCGCCGUUAACUUGCUUUGAUUGCCAAUGGCGUUGAAGCGGGGACUAUCCAGUGUGGGCGUCCACAGGAACAGAAGUUAUGGAUCUGGAUUCCCAAUCGUGAUUCUCGUUCUCUUCUCAGUUCUCGCUCCGCUUGUUUUCUUUGUCGGUCGUGGACUUUAUCUAUCUGAUCAAAAUAGUGUUCAAAGUGGUUAUACCAAGCAGAAUGUUGAUUGGAGGGAAAGGCUGGCAUUGCAAUCUAUCAAAAACCUUUUCACGAAGGAGGUUAUUGAUGUUGUAACUACAAGCACGGCUGAUCUGGGGCCACUAAGUUUAGAUUCUUUCAGAAAAGGCAACUUGUCUGCAUCAUGGAAAGUUGUUGAAGAUGCUGCUGCUUCUCAGGUUGGUUUCGUAUCAAAACAGAAGGCAACAGACUCGAAACAAGAAAUGUCCGAAAUUAAAGAGGGAAGGCUUCUAGAUGAUGAGCAUUCGUAUGAUACACCUGCGAAAACACUUCGAAGGCAACUUAGAGAUAGUAGACGUUCGAAGCGGGCUGCUGAAUUGGUGCAGCAAGAUAAUGCAGCUACUUUGAAACUUGAAAAUGCUGCCAUUGAGCGAUCCAAAGCUGUGGACUCUGCUGUUCUGGGAAGAUACAACAUAUGGAGGAGAGAAUUUGAGAAUGAUAACUCAGAUUCCACAGUGCGCUUGAUGAGGGAUCAAAUUAUAAUGGCACAGGUUUAUAUAAGCAUAGCAAAGAUGAAAAAUAAGCUUGAUUUGCAGCAAGAACUGCUUAUCAAGCUAAAAGAGAGUCAGCGUGCAGUUGGAGAGCCAACAGUUGAUGCUGAUCUACCUCACAGUGCACCCGAGAAGAUUAAAACAAUGGGCCAGGUUCUAUCCAAAGCAAGAGAGCAAUUGUAUGAUUGCAAGUUGGUCACUGGAAAGCUCAGAGCAAUGCUUCAGACAUCAGAAGAACAAGUUAGAAGCUUGAAAAAACAGAGCACAUUCCUGAGUCAAUUAGCUGCCAAAACAAUUCCCAAUGCGAUUCAUUGUUUAUCAAUGCGUUUGACAAUAGAAUAUUAUCUCCUUCCCAUAGAGAAGAGAAAGUUUCCUAGAAGUGAGAAUUUGGAAAAUCCAAACCUUUACCAUUAUGCUCUCUUCUCUGAUAAUGUCUUGGCUGCAUCAGUUGUUGUCAACUCAACUAUCAUGAAUUCCAAGGAUCCUUCAAAACAUGUUUUCCAUCUUGUUACCAAUAAACUUAAUUUUGGAGCAAUGAACAUGUGGUUUCUGUUGAAUCACCCUGGAAAAGCAACCAUUCAUGUUGAAAAUGUUGAUGAAUUCAAGUGGCUUAAUUCAUCCUAUUGCCCUGUCCUACGGCAGCUUAAAACUGCUCCAAUGAAAGAGUAUUAUUUCAAGGCAGAUAAUCCAACCAAAUCUGCAUCUUCAAACUUGAAGUAUCGAAACCCAAAGUAUCUAUCAAUGCUUAACCACUUGCGGUUCUAUCUGCCACAAGUAUACCCCAAGUUAAAUAAGAUUCUCUUUCUUGAUGAUGACAUUGUUGUCCAGAAAGACUUGACUGGAUUAUGGUCUGUGGAUCUCCAUGGGAAAGUAAAUGGUGCAGUUGAAACUUGUGGCGAAAGUUUUCACCGCUAUGAUAAGUAUCUAAACUUCUCAAAUCCUCAUAUUUCACGAAACUUUGAUCCUAAUGCUUGCGGGUGGGCAUACGGGAUGAAUAUGUUUGAUCUCAAGGAGUGGAAAAAGAGGGAUAUCACUGGCAUAUACCACAAGUGGCAAAAUAUGAAUGAAGAUAGAACGCUAUGGAAGCUUGGGACUCUCCCUCCAGGGCUGAUUACAUUUUACGGUCUCACGCAUCCGGUUGAGAAGUCAUGGCAUGUACUUGGUCUGGGCUACAAUCCAAGUGUAGACAAAAAGGAAAUCGAACACGCAGCAGUAAUCCACUACAAUGGCAACAUGAAACCAUGGCUGGAGUUGGCAAUGACCAAAUAUCGAUCAUACUGGACCAAGUACAUCAAGUAUGAUCAUCCCUACCUACGCAGCUGCAACCUUAGUGAGUGAAUUUGAUUAAUUGAAGUUGGACAUUUUUUUUGCUUCUCUUUCCCACAUUGAUUCUUCUUCUUUGUAAUUCAUUAAAUUCAUCCCCUUAAGCACUCGGCUAUCGGAGCGAGUUAACAAGUUGUACGAAUGUUAACAUGUGAAGACACACUAUGAUCUUUUUCGUCCUUUCUCCAUUUUGGAUAUAAGUUCAAUUUAGACAGAAUAUUGAACCUCGUAUGAACUGGAGUCCACUGUAUUUUUUUUCAACAAGGGCUCGUUUUGAAGGAUUCAAUAUGUAUGAACAUUUUUAUCA
Molecule: messenger RNA, 2521 nt
Organism: Hibiscus syriacus
Lineage: Eukaryota; Viridiplantae; Streptophyta; Magnoliopsida; Malvales; Malvaceae
Product: polygalacturonate 4-alpha-galacturonosyltransferase-like
Exons: 11
Coding region: 205-2229 (674 amino acids)
Molecular function (GO): polygalacturonate 4-alpha-galacturonosyltransferase activity
Source: RefSeq, a predicted model, not a curated record